AUGGCACAUGAUUUAAAUAUGUUACAUAAUGCUUAUAAACAAAAUCUUAGUUCUGCACCAACAACUCGUAUAUCAAGAACUCAUACAUUUGAUCCACAGAAGAAAACACAACAGCAAAAACCGACAAUAAUUAAAAAUCUAUCCAAACCAAAUAUUCAAACACCAGCAAAGAAAGGAUCACCAAGUGCUGUCACUCGACCAAAAACUGCACCCACACCAACACCAACACCAAAAGAAAAUAAAAAUAAUGAUUCAGCAUUAAUUGAACAAUUAAAACUUGAUAAAGAAUCAUUAAUAAAUAAAAUAGAAUCAUUAGAAAAAGUUUAUGAAGAACAAUUACGUAGUAUUCGACAAGAAAAUUUUACUCUUCAAGCAAAAAUAACACAAGUAACAUCAACAAAUGUUGAUAGAAAAAACGAAUCUAUAUCACCAAAACAACGUGAAGUAAAUGAAUUAGAAAAAUUAAUUGAUGGUUAUCAAGUUGAAAAUGAAAAACUUUGUAAACAAAUUAAACAAAUUGAACAACAACAUAAACAAAUUGAACAAUCAAUGUUUAAUGAAAAUGAAAAACUUCGUCAAGAAUUAAUACAUACAAAAAUGUUUAUGGAACAAUAUCAAAAUUCACAUAUGGGAACAAUUAAAAAACAAGCAUCAACAAUUGUUUUAACAAAUUUAGUUAAUAAUGAUAAUGAUAAAAAUAAUAUUUUUAAUGAAAAUCAACAAUUAAAAAAUGAAAUAAUCGUUUUAAAAAAUAAAUUAACAACCGCAUUAGAUAAAGAACAUAAAAAUGAAGAUGAUAAUACUUUACGUUUAGUAGAUCAAAGACGUAUUAAAGAUCUCGAAAGACAAGUUAAAGAAUUAGAAUUAAUAAAUCGUCGUCGUCAACAAAAUUCAACAACUCAAGUAGGUAUGGUAUUAAAUCCUUUAGAUGAUAGAAAUCAAUUAGAAAUAAAAUUAAAUAAAGCUGAAGAAGCAUUACAUGAACGACAAAUAUCUGAAGAAAAACUUCUAUAUGAAUUAAAUAUUCUUGAAGAAAAAUAUUCAUUAAUGAAACAAAUGUUAUCUAAAAAUAAUGGACAAUCAACAAUAAAUAAUGAUCAAUUUGAAAAAGAAUUUCAUGAUAUAUUAAAUAAAAAUAAAAAUAAAAAUUUAACUGGACAAAUUCAUUUACGACGUGAAAAUGAACGUUUAAAAAAUGAAUUAGAAAAAUUAAAAACAAUACAAGUACCAAAACCAGCUAAAUCUUUAAAACGUGAUUUAGAAACAAUUAAAUUAUUACGAUCAGAUAUUGAACGAAAAAAUGAUGAAUUAGAAAAACUUCGUGCAUUAUAUGAUGCUGUUAAUGUACAACAUAAAAGUCUUCUAGCUGAACGUGAACGUGAAAAAACUCGUUUAGCAAUCAUGGGUAGUAAACCAUAUCAACCAGAUCGAUUUACACAAACUUUAUCAUCUGUUGAAACAGUUCAUGCAGAAAAUGAACAACUUAAACAUUUGGUAGAAAAAUUAGAACAUGAUUCUCAACAACAAUAUACUGAAUUAAUGCACUUGAGAGAUGAUCGACAAGCAGCUGUUGUAUUAGCAAUUCGUGAAAAAGAUGAUGAAAUUUUACGUCUACGUCAACAACAUAAAUUAGAAUUACAGACGAUUAUUAAUGAAAUGUCUACUAAUACAACUGAAACUCGUAUUAGUGAUCUUCUACGAAAAAUUGAAUUACAAGAUGCAACUAUUAUUCAUCUCAAAAAAUUAACUGAAAAUACUGAUGAAAAUGCUCGAGAAUUAGCAAUAUUACGUGUUCGUGAUGAUGAAUUAAGAUCUACUGUUCAUCGACUUGAACAAGAACUAGCUGAUGCUCGAACUUAUCAUACACCUGAAAUGAAACAUUUUCAAGAACUUCAAAAUAAAAUAAAUCAAUUAGAACAACGUUGGUAUAAACGUGAUAAAAUAAAAAAAGAUUAUACAAAUAGUUUAAUUAAACAACAUGAUUUAGAUACAAAUAAUGAUGUUAAUAAAUUACAUGCGAUUAUUAAACAAAAAAAUCAAGAAAUUGAACGAUUUCAUAUUGAACUUGAUUCAAUGUUAGAAUUAUUAAAAACACUUAAAUUUCAACAAUUAUUAUAUAAUUAA
This is a messenger RNA of Rotaria sordida, 2124 nucleotides long. Lineage: Eukaryota; Metazoa; Rotifera; Eurotatoria; Philodinida; Philodinidae. The record is from the annotation of a GenBank genome assembly.